AUGGCCUGGAAGGGGAAUUCGAUAAGCCCCACACUCCUGUUCACAACGGGCUUACUCGUUCUGUCGGCAUUCAACUAUGGCUUCAGUGACCAGGCGUUCUCGUCUGGCCAGGCGAUGGACUCGUUCGCCCGCCAAUUCGGCGUAUACCACCCCAAAACAGAUACCUGGAAAGUGAAGCCCCUGUUCACCUCCCUAUUCAACAGUUUGAAAGCCGGCGGGCAAUUGAUCGGCGUGUUUAUUGGCGGAUACGUGAGCAACACCUACGGGCGACGCAUGUGUGUCUUCAGCAUGAAUGUAUACGCCCUUGGCAGCGCCGCAGUCCUGAUCAGCUCGACGACGGUAGCUCAAAUACAAGCCGGCAGAGUUUUGCAUUACGUUUAUCUCGGCAUGCAGUUAGCUGUCAUCCCUACGGCGUUGACAGAACUCGCACCCGCUCAGGUCCGCGGCGGCAUAUGUGUACUCUACUGGCUUAGUAUCAAGGUCGGGGGUCUGGUCGUCACUUCUAUCGCGCGUGGGACAUCCUCCAUCCAGACCGAUGCAGCGUGGCGGAUUCCCUUUGGACUCAUUUUGGUCGUGCCGUCCAUCGUCCUCUCCUUGAUAUGGUUUACGCCUGAAUCACCUCGCUGGCUACUUCUUCGAGAUCGACACGCUGAAGCCCUCGAGUCCCUUGUCCGGUUGCGGCCGAAGGACGCCUCCAAAGAACAGACCGAAGCGGAUUUUCAAGAUCUUUCCGACAAGGUCGCUGUCCAGCUGCAAAAGAAGCAGUUUCGCGAUCUGUUCACUCGGCAGAAUAGACGGCGGACGUUUAUUGUCGUGGCUUGCAAUUUCUUCCAGCAGGCGACUGGCCAGGCUUUUGCUUCGCAGUACGGGACGCUUUUUGUGAAGCAACUAAAGUCGAUCAAUCCCUUCAGUGUCACGCUUGGGAUUAAUGCGAUUGAUAUUGGUGCUAUCUGUGUUUCGGCGCUGUCAAUCGACAAAGUUGGUCGUCGGGCGCUAUUUCACGUCAGCUCCUCAUUUCAAACGAUCGCUUUGAUGACGAUGGGCGGUCUUGGUACUGCCGACUCGUCUGACAUGGAUGCUAAGAAAGGCAUCGUGGCCAUGCUGAUGCUAUUCAGCUUCAGUUGGUCGUUGGGCUGGGCCCCGCUGGUUUAUGUCCUGGGUGCAGAGCUCCCUGCUUCUCCACUUCGUGAGAAGACUCUCCAGAUUGCAUAUACUGUCAAGCUGGUCACUGAGUUUGCUGUGACAUUUUCGUAUCCUUACCUGGAGACUGCAGACACCCCGCACCAUGUUUAUCUUGGUGGGAAACUGGGUUUCAUCUAUGGAUCCCUCUCGGCGGUCGCUUUUGUUUUUGGGUGGUUCUUUAUCCCCGAGACGCGCCGAUUGGAACUUGAAGACAUCGAUAAGAAGUUCGUCCUUCCCAAAGAAGGCGUCGUAGCUCUUGAAACAGCCGCGGAUAAAGAGGUAAAUAUUGAAGAGAGGACAACGGAAUGA
This is a messenger RNA of Penicillium chermesinum, 1491 nucleotides long. RefSeq names its product general substrate transporter. Gene Ontology annotation, cellular component: membrane. Gene Ontology annotation, molecular function: carbohydrate:proton symporter activity. The coding region runs from base 1 to 1491 and encodes 496 amino acids. Lineage: Eukaryota; Fungi; Ascomycota; Eurotiomycetes; Eurotiales; Aspergillaceae. Gene Ontology annotation, biological process: transmembrane transport; carbohydrate transport. The transcript is spliced from 4 exons. The record is from RefSeq and is a predicted model, not a curated record.